This is a messenger RNA of Thermothelomyces thermophilus ATCC 42464, 4284 nucleotides long. RefSeq lists its product as uncharacterized. The coding region runs from base 1 to 4284 and encodes 1427 amino acids. The transcript is spliced from 5 exons. Gene Ontology annotation, molecular function: 5'-flap endonuclease activity. Gene Ontology annotation, biological process: replication fork reversal. The record is from RefSeq and is a predicted model, not a curated record. Gene Ontology annotation, cellular component: cytoplasm. Lineage: Eukaryota; Fungi; Ascomycota; Sordariomycetes; Sordariales; Chaetomiaceae.
AUGCCUCUAACAAAGUCCUUUUCGGAACCAAACAGAGGGCUCAAGCGGCCACAAUGGCAGAGAUCCAAAAGCAACCCCGCGUCACGAACCAAUGGACCAUCGGCUCCUUUACCUCCCCUGCCCGUGUCGACGAAGACAAAGAGCAAGCUUCAGGCUUUCCAGUUCGAGGCACCACCCGAUGUUGACGCCAAGGAUGCGCUGUCGAAGCACGCCUCGCCGCCCGCGCCGAAUAGGGUCAUCGACGCGGUGACACCCGCCGGCCGCACCGCAUGGCAGGACCUGCUCACCAAGCCCGAGGCGCCGCAGCAUGAUGAGGAUCUGUCCCCUGGUGAGCGCAUUCUGUGGCGCAACGACCACGAUAUCGGCCCUUCCGUGGCCAUCUCUCCGCUGCUGCCGCGCAAGGGCCGGAAACGGGCAAGGAGUUCCUCGCCCAUUUCCUCGCCCGCUUCGAAAAAUGCCACCCCCGCCGUCGACGUCAAGAAGCUGGCCCAGGUCCUCGGGACGCCCCGUGCCGACCCCGCCCUGGAACUAUGGGACCGCUUUUCCGGUCCCGGGACCAACACCAGCCCUUCCGGCCUGACCAACCCUCUGCUUGCCCAGCUCAUGGUCUCGUCCUCGCCCCGCCCCAAGGAUGGUACCGCAUUGGGCACCGAGAGGCCCCUAAGGAAAGCGAUCAGCUGCGGCGCCCACUGGCCCAAGAGGAGGAAAUUUGAACGAGCCGACUCGGGCACGACAAGUGCCUCGGCUGCCGAGUUUCUGCCAGAUUCCAAGUCGUCCAUGGUCUCGGCCCUGCUGGAGACCGUCAACGGCGAGAUUGAGAAGUCGAAUUCGACCCAUACCAAUGCCAACGCCAACGCAUCUUUGGCGAAGAACAGGUCACCCUCGAGAAGAUCCCCAGCUACCAAGGGUUCCGACAGGCAAUCACCUUCACGACGACAGCAAGGGGGGAGCUCCCCGUUGGCAAAGAAGUCGACAAAAGCAGCAGGGGAAGAGGCCCUUGGUAGCAUGUUCUUGGUUGAUAAGGCAUCCUCGGAUUAUGGCGACGACGACUUCGACGAGGAAACGUUAUUGGAGCUUGAUGCAAGCAUUCUGGUGCAAGGAGACGACUCUACCAUGGUUGUGUCCUCGGAAGACUUGAACCAGCAAGCCCCACCGGUGCAGAAGGCACCUGACGACGGCUUUGGCGACUUUGACGAUGCCGACUCCUUUGACGGUGCCGAAGACUUGGUCGCCGAGGUGGAGGCGAAGCACGCGUCUCAGAACCUUCUCCAGGGACGACAGCUUCAACCGAUCGAGACUGGGGUGGCAGACGACGACGAAUACGGUGAUGAUUUUGACGGCGUCGACCUGGACGCCGUCGAGCUCGCAGCCACCCAGACAGCCGCCCAGCCCUUCUCAGCUAGUCCCACCCAGAAGCCCAAGGCGAUCCAACGAUACCUGGUCACCAACGUACUAGAAAGCUCGCAUGUCGAUGAGCAUGGGCGAGAGCACCCAGAGAAGAUUCUCCUUGUGCAAGCCGAGAGAACAAAAGCCGUCAGGACAGUCCACCUUCGAGGUGACUGGUAUGACACGCAAGCGAGCCCCAAAGCAUACGUCCAUAUCAUCGGCGCCUUUGAGCCUUCGGGGAGAUGCAUUAUCGACAACAACCGCAACAUUCUCAUCUUACAUCCUGAUCAGUUAGUCUCCUCUACCGUGGUGGCCGACUCCUUCACCUGCAUGCGCCGUGCCGUUCUCCAGGACCGGGUCAAGGCCACCAGUGAAGCCACUGCUCCGCUAGUCUACGGCACAAUCCUCCACGAGGUUUUCCAGGAGGCCCUGAUGGCAAACAACUGGGACUCGGACUUUCUGGAGUCUGUUAUCAGCACGGCCCUACGAAGGCACAUCGAAGACCUCUAUGUGAUUAAAGUCAGCUUCGAGGACGCCCAGUCCCAUGUGCUGUCCAAGAUGCCCGAGCUCAAGGCCUGGGCGCAGGCCUUUGUGGCGGCAAGUCCCAAGCCUGGCGCAUUUGUCCAAGGGAGGAACGGCGAGCGCGUCAAUAUGUGCGUGAGCAAGCUGCUCGACGUCGAGGAGCACGUCUGGUCUCCGAUGUACGGCCUGAAGGGCAACAUCGACGCCACCGUGCAGGUCACGAUGCGAGAGGGUAAAACGUCCCGGACUCUGACGGUGCCCUUCGAGGUCAAGACGGGCAAAAACGCCACGGCGAACCACCAAGCCCAGACGGUCCUGUACAAUCUUCUCCUCUCGGAUCGGUAUGACGUCGAGAUUGCCUACGGUGUUCUAUACUAUAUGGAGACCUCGCAGACCUUGCGGAUUCCUGCGGUAAGACACGAACUCCGCCACAUGAUCAUGCAGAGAAAUACUCUGGCCUGUUAUAUUCGAGAGAGGAGCGUCCAGCUGCCGCCGAUGAAGAGGAGCAAGAACGCGUGCGCGAGAUGCUACGCGCAAACGUCGUGCUUCACCUACCACAAGCUAGCCGACGGAGGCAAGGGCGAGACGAGCGGUCUCGACGAGAAGUUUGACGAGGUCGUCAAGCAUCUGACUCCCACCCAUCGAGACUUCUUCUUGAAGUGGGAAGACCUUCUCACCAAGGAAGAGAAGGAGUCGCAGAAGCUGCGCCGAGAGCUCUGGACCAUGGUCAGUACCGAGCGCGAGAAGCUGGGCCGUUGCUUCGCCAACGUCGUUAUCGAAGAAGGCUCCGCAUCCGAAGACAAGCACAAGGCCAAGAUUAACCGGUUCUCCUACACCUUCGUCAAGGAGAACCCGGCGCCUGGUUUCUCCUUCCUCGACUCGCAGCUGACCGUCGGGGAACCCAUCGUCGUUUCUGACGAGCAGGGCCACUUCGCGCUCGCGCUCGGUUACGUAACUGCCGUCAAGAAAAACCGGAUCAGCGUGGCUGUGGACAGACGACUCCACAACGCGCGCAUCCGGCAGCCAGGUUUCGACGAGGUCGACAACCAGGUCUUCGCAAGCAUCAUGGAAGUCGCCCCGGAGGGGGGGAACCCAUUACAGAGCCAGGGCAAGAUCAGGGAGGCCCCGAUCCGUUACCGACUCGACAAGGACGAGUUCAGCAACGGUAUGUCCACCGUGCGGAACAACCUCGUGCAGAUCAUGGCCGAUGGCCCGUUUGGGUCCGCAGAGAUUCGCCGGCUCGUCGUCGACCUCGUGCCGCCGAGGUUCAAGACAACUCCAACCCAGUACACCGUCCCCGGAAGGGAUAGCCUGAAUGUCGACCAGAAGGCAGCAGUCGAGAAGGCCCUCCGCCAUGCCGUCCUGGACAUACCAAACAUGGACGCCCUGCGCGCCCGCCACUUCGACGCGGCCUCCUUCAUCUCCCACUCUCAGUCCCGGACCCAACUCAGCCCGUCCAAGAAAACUCCCGUAUCCUUUUGCCCGGGGCCCCGGCCGGGAACCUGUUGGCUCGCCGAUCUGCUCCAACCCUCCGCGCGCGUCCGCCUCGUCAACACCGACGCCCUGCUCCCAGCCUCGCGCGAGCAGGCCAAAGGCAACCGCAUCGUCAACCCCUGCGAGGCCCGCAUCGUUGCCCAGCUCGUCGACGCCCUGCUCGCCGUCGGCGUGCCCGCGUCCGAGAUCGGCAUCGUAACGCACUAUCGCUCGCAGCUGGCGCUGCUGAAGCACACGCUUCUUCGGUCCGCGGCCGCCGCCACUGCUGCUGCGAUUGGGGGCGGCGAUAUCCGGGAGGUGGAGAUGCACACGGCCGACCGGUUCCAGGGCAGGGACAAGCAGGUGGUCAUCCUGAGCCUGGUCCGGAGCAACGAGCAGUGCGCGAUCGGCGAGCUGCUCAAGGACUGGAGGAGGAUCAACGUCGCCUUCACGCGCGCCAAGACCAAGCUGCUCGUCGUCGGGAGCCGCUCCACGCUCGGCGGCUGCGGCGAGGACGAGAUGCUGGCCCGCUUCGUCGGCCUGAUGGAGCAUCGCGAGUGGGUGUACGACCUGCCGCCGGACGCGCUCGAGGCGCACUACUUUGGGGAAGAAGGCGGCGCCGGCGCUGCCGCCGCCACGAAUAAGGGUGGUGACGCAGUUGAGGAGGAGAAUGGAAGUGGGUUGUGCAAGGGGGGAAAUGGGCCCGGGAGGAAGGGGCUGCUGCUGUUCCCACCCGGUUCCGAUGGGAAGAGCGCGGUCGAGGGAAAGGAGAACCAGCCGUCGGUUCAGACGGGAAGGACCGUGGAACCUAAGAAGGUCGCGAGGAUCGGGGAGCGGGCACUGCUCAGGGGCAGGCCGGUGUUGCGGGAUAUUUUGAACGAUAUGAUGGACGGCGGGUAUUGA